Messenger RNA from Cucumis sativus (cucumber), 774 nucleotides. Its product is annotated as prefoldin subunit 1. Bases 134 to 523 code for a protein of 129 amino acids. Gene Ontology annotation, cellular component: cytoplasm; prefoldin complex. The transcript is spliced from 6 exons. Lineage: Eukaryota; Viridiplantae; Streptophyta; Magnoliopsida; Cucurbitales; Cucurbitaceae. The record is from RefSeq and is a predicted model, not a curated record. Gene Ontology annotation, biological process: protein folding. Gene Ontology annotation, molecular function: protein folding chaperone.
GAAAGUGAUAUUUUUCCAAAAAAGAAAAAGGAAAAGAAAACCGACCGGAUCCAUCGCAGUUACAUCAGACCUUAGACCGCGCACCAAAUCGUAUUGGUAAUAACCAUCGUUUACGCGAGCUCCGAUCUCCGAAAUGGCGGACGAGGUGAACAGAGCUACUUUCUUGGAAAUUCAAGGUCGCAUGAUUGAAAUUACUGGAAAGCUGAAGCAGUUGCAAACCCAGAUACGAAACAAGGAGGGAGAGAAGAAGCGCGCUUUUUUGACCUUGGAGGAACUUAAACAGUUGGCUGAAGACACUAAUACAUACAAAUCUAUAGGGAGAACGUUUGUUUUAGAGUCAAAGUCAGUUCUAAUGAAUGAGCAGGAGCAAAAGUUCAAGGAUAGUGAAACGGCAAUUGCCUCGCUCCAGAGCUCAAAGGAGUAUUUAGAGAAGCAGAUGGCUGAGGUGGAGAACAACUUGAGGGAGCUGUUGCAACAAGAUCCAGGUAUAGCUCGCCAGAUUAUGUCUAUGUCUGUAGCAUAGGGCAGGCAGGGUCUUCCCCCCUCUUGGAUGAUUUGACAUUAACUCAACUUUUUAAUUUUUAAUUUUUAAUGUUCACAUUCUUGGGUAAGAAAUUAUUUCGCUGGUUUAGUGUUGUGAGUUUUGAUUCCACCUGGUUAGCUUCUAUAAUUUCUGAUGCCCAAAACUUUGUUUCAUAUGCAUUUCAUACUCCUAAGUGCCGAACUCUGUCUUUGUGCUGUUUUUGUGGUUUUUAGUUUUGGUUAAAUUACAAA